UACAACUAGGAUACACAAAAUCAUGAAAAGCCAACUAAUAGGAGUUCUUAUGAACUUUUGGAUUUCUUUCUCACCUGCUUUGUAUUUUCAUAGUGGGGAAAGAGAAGAGAAAUGUUUAAUCGAGGACGUUCCCAGUGACACCUUGGUAAUUGGGAAUUACAAAGUACAACAGUGGGAUAUACGUAAGCAAGACUUUCUUGAGUCUGCUCCUGGUUUGGGAAUGUUUGUGACUGUCACAACUCCUUCCGCUGAGGUACUAUUGAAAAAACUGUAUGGGCCACAAGCAACAUUUUCUUUUACAUCCUAUAUAUCUGGGGAGCAUGUUAUCUGUUUACAGUCUAACUCCACAAGCCUUGUGGCAUUUGCAGGAAGUAAACUGCGUAUCCAUUUGGACAUUAGAGUUGGAGAACAUUUUCUGGAUGAAGCUAUUGCUCAAGCCAAAGACAAAGUGAAUGAAGUGAAUUUCAGAAUGGAGCAUCUAAUUGAGCAAAUUCAACACAUAUCCAAAGAACAAAACUAUGAAAGAGAACGUGAAGAAAACUUUCGAAAGAUAAGUGAACAAACCAACAGCAAUAUUUUGUGGUGGGCUAUUGUACAAACAUUAAUCCUUAUCUCCAUCGGAAUCUGGCAAAUCAAAUCUCUCAAAGAUUUCUUUAUAGCUAAGAAGCUUGUUUAAGUGCUAUAAAG
Molecule: messenger RNA, 687 nt
Organism: Struthio camelus australis
Lineage: Eukaryota; Metazoa; Chordata; Aves; Struthioniformes; Struthionidae
Product: transmembrane emp24 domain-containing protein 11
Biological process (GO): endoplasmic reticulum to Golgi vesicle-mediated transport; Golgi organization; intracellular protein transport
Cellular component (GO): COPII-coated ER to Golgi transport vesicle; Golgi apparatus; endoplasmic reticulum-Golgi intermediate compartment
Source: RefSeq, a predicted model, not a curated record